Molecule: messenger RNA, 16023 nt
Organism: Ostrea edulis (European flat oyster)
Lineage: Eukaryota; Metazoa; Mollusca; Bivalvia; Ostreida; Ostreidae
Product: protein FAM124A-like
Exons: 3
Coding region: 14122-15087 (321 amino acids)
Source: RefSeq, a predicted model, not a curated record
CGAUCUCUCUCCCCUCUCUCUCAGUCUCUCUCUCUCUCUGUUUUUCUCUCUCUCCUCUGCCUCUCUGUGUCUUUUUCUCUCCCCUCUCUGUCUUUUUUCUCUCUGUCGCUCUCCAUUGAACACGUUUAUCAAUACGGGUGACUCCACCGCGUGAUCUGGAUAUGAUGGUGUAUAUCGUUGAUACCUACAUGUGAAAUGACACCCGUGUGUGUUGGAAGUCGUCUGGUUUGUAAAAUUAUGUUGUGUCUGACAAUUUCUGGAGGUUUCCCUUCAUGUUUGUCUAAGUAAAAUACGUGUGUGUACAUAUCUCUUGUAUGCAGAAAGUACUGAAGAAGGAAAAAAUCGAACCCUUUACACGGUAAAAGACAUCUUAUUUUAUGGCCUACUUUGAACCAAGAGGGAAUAUUUACAUAAAAUAUUAAAGCCUGAGUGUCUUCUAGAAGUACAGUAACGCUUAUCAAUAUAUUUAUUUUGUGUUCAAUAAAUACCAGUAUAUACUCCUACAGAACUCGAUUUCUAACCAAUUCAAAGUCAUUUACAGAAUAAACAUUCAAAGCUGAAUAUGUUUCACAAAUAGAUAAUAUAUCUGUAUAUAUAAAUGUAUAUAUAGUUACAAUCAUAUCACGGUAACCCCAACAUGCACCAAAAUCUCAAAUGGAUUAAAUGUGGAAGUUUCGAAGGGAAAAUUAAAUACCCUGCAAAUAAUAAAGUGGCAUUUUAUUUCCUAUUGCCAUUCAACUAGAUUUUAAUGCUAAUGUAAUUAGAAAUUUAUUCCGAUAUUUUUUGCACACACAUAAAUGUGCACAUUAAGUAGAUCUAAUCUUCGUAAGACCGUAUCGAAUGACGAUAUAUACAAGAUUAAUGUCUUAAUCGGAAAUAUACAUGUAUUGACGGUAGAAAAUGGCUAGAAGGGGGCUCCUUGUGCGUGAAACUGCAUACUUUGCAAUUGAUUCUUGGUAAAAAGCCUGAUCAACGAUGUCCUUAAUGUUACGUCUCUAUAGAAGUUUUAACCGAAAAGGAAUUUCACCUUAAAACCCGUUUUUGACAAUAUCGAUUAUAUAUAAUGAAUACGACAUGUUUGUAUCGAUUCUGUGGGUGUUUUUCAUUAACAUUCUAAUUUCAUCACAGCCACAUGUAACAUAAUUUCUUUUUAUUUACCGUGCAUAUGAAAGGGUUACCCUAAAGCUAUUAGCUUACUACGCGCGAUGGUGCUUUUAUUUAACGUUUUGAUAUUGGAUGUAAAAAUCAGGAUACUUGUCUUUCAUGUAAGAGUGUAUCACCGUUGAAAAAUAUCUCUUUGGGGAACAAAAAUUACCGUUGAGUGCUAUUUUCAGAUUGAAUGUACUUGUUCCAAAUCCAGUUACCCUAAAGGUAGAAGGCGAGAGACAUGAAAUCUGUACCACAGUCCAACUUUUACGAUUGAUUUCCUACUUUCCUGUGUGCUUUAGUUGUUAAUUUUAUCUCUAUCUCCCCGCCCACCCCGCGAAACUAUGUCGCCAUCCCGUUCAGACCCGAGUUUUACUGUCCCUUGGUAUCAAUACAACGUCCCUCCUCCGCCAUCGGGGGUAACAUUGUUUAGAGAGGCAGUAUAUCGAGAAUUGCGACAAAGAUGCAAGAAAGUCUUUCAGUCAUGUGAAAUAGACAUUGUAAAUAUGGGUUUUUAUUUCCUAUAGAAAUCAGCAUGAGGUUAAGAGGUGAGAAUUCUGGUAAACAAAUUGUUAAGGAGCUUUGAAGAUAUAAGUACCCAGGACAAAUUGUCUGCCCAGGAAUUAUUUUGUACAAUGUAAAUGCAUGCUGAGCUUCUUUUUCAUUCUGUCAACCUUUGAUGUUUUCUAAGUUAUCAAUCCAUUUUACGAUAUCCUCUCUCCCGUGUGUUACACCCAUCGCGUGUGCGGAGCCAUCAGGUAAACAUCGCACGUGCACUGGAGCCGGCAGGUAAACACGACACGUGUAGAUAGGCACGUCAGUAUCCAUUUAAGGCAUCUCCCCUCUGCUAAUUGCUUUUCGGUUCCUGAAAAUUGCUUUUCAUUGUAGAAAUAUGUAUUCGACAUUCUAUACAUGAUUAAUAAAAAUCGGUCUGCGCGCGUGCAAUAAGAGGCAUAUGUUGAAACUGCUAAUUAGCAAUGAGCAUGUGUCCGUCCUACAUUAUUAAUUAACAGACAUAAAAGGUAGGAAUGCGAGGAACAUGGGUGACGCGAAUAGAAAGUCUAUAAGUAAAUGUACUGAAAACAAUGCCUUCUAUGCACGGUAUAGCUCUCUUUAACAUCUGUCUAUUCAUAUACAUGUCAUUCUUAGGCACUUUGAUUCAUGAUUAUUUGUAUUUGCUAAUGACACAGCAUGAAAAUCAGAACAUAAGUUAAUUACAAACUCAAACUUUGAAUUUGAUUUAAUUUCCCCAUUAUUCAAUCUGUUGAAAAUGGAUCCGCCAAGAGGAUUUCAUGAUCCACCUACAUAAAUAUUUGCUCUUUCUGACGAUGUAAAAUAAUUGAUUCAAAACAAUGUUGUCAAGAGUUUUUUGUUGUCUUUUUGAGAUGCUUUCUAAAGAUAAUUUAAUCUGAAGGGUCGUUAGUCAAACAGAGACUUCCGUUGGCUCAGAGAUUGUUGAAACGAGGUCAGGCAAUACCAGGUACAGGCUACGGCAUUUGUAAGGUCCUGUAAUCAACUUUGAUUAUUUUAGGACCUUUUAAGGUGACAAGGCAAAGUGUUGGCCAUUUCCGAUCACCUUCCGCCUUUUGUUUUUAACAAUGGGUGUAACUGCCAAGUACACAAUGUGUACAUAUUUGUGUUUCACUUUGAAACUCCCUGCAUAAAGAACUGAAAAUGCUGUUCUUCUUGUCAAAAGAGCUAACAAUUAGUUAUAAAAACUGGAAAAGGACAUCCAGGGUGGUUUUGACUUGUUUUAGGGGGGGUGGGGUGAAUUUUUUAUUAAUUUUGUAAGUACACCUUCAAUUAGAUUUUUAUUCCAUCGAUUCCUAAUGUCUUGAAAUAGACUUUGUGAUUUAUGGCCUGUGCAUUUGAUAUGGUGAAAGAUUGUGAAUGAAUUAAUUUUGGCUAAUUAAUAUACAUUAAAUGCGUCGUUGGACUGUGUAACAGGGAAUACUAAUUGCAGUCAUGUAUGACUUUGCACCGGUAGUCUCCAUUAAUGUCUCGCCACAAAGUUACACGUGCAGUCAUGAAAUGCCAAUUUCGCAAACUAUGCAAAAGGUGCUAUACCGCGGUUUGCAAAUCAACAGUCCUUCAGUUCUUGGUCAUUUGCUUUGAAAUUUGGCACAAUAUCACUUCUUAACACUCCCAUCUCUCUAUCUCGUUGUAUGUGUGCAAUAUUUAUUUUCAAACAGUGAAUUGUUAAAACAAUCAAAGUGACACCCACCCAUCCUUCCCCCGAAAAAAUAAGAGCCGUCUGUGAUAAAAGUGAAUUUAAUUUGUAGGUCAAGUAUUGUUUUUGCACCUGCUUGUUUUUUUGAGAUACCUUCAUUAACAAGGUUGCCAAACGUUCAUUUCCAAAUACCUUGUUUGACAAAUUUUCCCACUUCCCUCAUCAAAAUUCCUCUAACUGGGACUGUCAACAUGAAAUGUAAAAUCCAUCCGCUAACCUGCCAGAGAUGCUGCCAUUGAAAUUCGAUUGAUUUCAAUUAAAUACGCGAGUUACAGGUUUGUUAUUUGUUCGGAGUUCAUUGUUCCUGGGAGACGUAAACUGCUACUUUAAGUUGACACUCGCAACUUUUUCAUUUGUAUUAAAUUCACAACACUUCGCGAUAAGAGAAUUUCUGAUUCUUUCGCUACAUAUGAAGUGUAUAUAUACACCUGAGAGAUUAAGGAAAGUAUGCUGGGGUGCUAGCACGUUCCUCAUAUGUGACGGACAAAAUAAGGGGGGGGGGGGGGGGUCCACCAAAGUCCUCAAGAAGUUUUAAACAUUUCAUACGGAACAUAAUACAGUCAGUCGGGGCUUUGGUCAUUACAACCAUUUCUCAGAGAGAGAGAGAGAGAGAGAGAGAGAGAGAGAGAGAGAGAAAACUGGUGUACAAUACAUUUCAUUGAUUUUUAAAGAUAUGAUUAUGUUUACAGUAUUUUGAUAUUUCACAUUUGGAUAAAAAAAAAACUAGCCCAGAAGACAAGGUAUUUAACUUUUGUCUUAAAUUUCACACUGAAUGAAAAAUAACACCGUAAAAGCCUUUUUUCAAAUUAAUGUUUUGUCCUCUCGAAUCCCGAAGAAAACACAAAAAUUUGACAGGUUACAACAGGCCUAGUGUAGAACAAAGUGUUGCAGGGACUUUUUAUUUCAUAACCGUUUACUAAUGGUUUCAUUUAAAACUUGUGUGCUUUACUAAAAAAAAUUUUUAUUGAAAAAUCAAAUGAAAGUUGAGAUUUACAUAAAUCAGAUGUAUCGCAAAUUUGAUCUUUCGUAACAUUUCCAUAUUGUUUAUUUUAUUCUUUUAUGCUUUAAAAUGAAGACAGAAUCCUCCCACCACGUCAAUAAUGGGUUGUUUUUAUAUGUAUAGUGUGCACCUGUAUCGAUUAUUUACAAUUAUUUGCCGAUGUAUAUUUCGGAAGAAGGCGUGGUUGACAUGUUUAGGUAAUUGGAACAGCUUUUGUGCAGGUGUCACAAUGUAAUUAUACCAGACUUUUCUUCUCAUCGAUAUAUUUCCUUCACUGCCUUCCUACUGCAAUAGUCGAACUUCAUGUAACCUUCUCUGAUUGUCACAACCCUUCUUUAAGAUAGAAAAAUUGGAUACAUAGAAAUUCUCUCGCGGACCUCAUACAAAGCGAAGCAAUACCCAUUGACAAUUAGCCAUUUGGGGAAGGGUGGUGAUUUGACCCUUCUUGCUGUGUGUGUCAGUACGAAGAAUAGAGAAACGUGUCAGAAGAUGAGAGGGUCGAGAAUAUCGUUGGUUGGGGUGACGCGAGGGGUAAUCUUUGUUGAUAAGUUGUUUUAAGUACCAUUCGAGAAUUUCUCACCCAUGUAGACACUUUACUAGCUGCAGAUGAUGGGCCACAAAUUUCGACCCAUGCAUAGCGCUCACGGUUGUACAUGUAGCAGUGAAUGUUCUUUACUUUACUCACAGUCUGCCAUGAUAUAAGUUCGUUUUAAAGAUCAUAUCCGAUAGAGCCGUGACUUUCACUUCUAAUGUCGAGUGUUUGGUGAAGGAACAAUCACUACUUAUGUUCAAGGUGUGACGUGACGCUGAGAUCGAACCCGAGACCUCACUGUUGUGACGUGACGUUGCGAUAGAACCCGAGACCUCACUGUUAUGAUGUAACGCUGAGAUCGAACUCGAGACCUUACUGUUGUGACGUGACGCUGAGAUCGAACCCGAGACCUCACUGUUGUGACGUGACGUUGCGAUAGAACCCGAGACCUCACUGUUAUGAUGUAACGCUGAGAUCGAACUCGAGACCUUACUGUUGUGACGUGACGCUGAGAUCUAACCGUGACCUCACUGUUGUGACGUGACGCUGAGAUCGAACCCGAGACCUCCCUGUUGUGACGUGACGCUGAGAUCAAACCCGAGAUCUCACUGUUGCGAAGCCAGCGUCCUAACCACAAGGCAAUAGCGACUGGUCACGAGGCGCAAUGUGGGGCUAGAUUAUCGAUAUCAUCACGAGAGGCAAGAUUAUCAAUAUCAUCACAAGGGCAAUGUGGGGCUAGAUUAUCAAUAUCAUCACAAGGAGCAAUGUGGGGCUAGUUUAUCAAUAUCAUCACAAGGGCAAUGUGGGGCUAGAUUAUCAAUAUUGUCACAAGGAGCAAUGUGGGGCUAGUUUAUCAAUAUUGUCACGAGGAGCAAUGUGGGGCUAGAUUAUCAAUAUCAUCACGAGGGGCAAUGUGGGGCUAGACUGUCGAUAAAUGUAUCACAAGGAAUACAUUUGGCUACUACAACCAAAUCGAACAUUAAUUCCUUUUCUGCGUAUUAGAUUUUGUUAUUUAUUUCGUUUUGACCUUACCAAUGUAGUUCAUACCAAGUGGUAAUUUGUAGACAGACAGCAAAUAACUUGAAAGUGAAAGGUCUGAUUCUGUAAAGACAAAGGCCUUCAUUCUUGAUCUACUCGUUCUGGAAACUUAAUCUUAAACGAAUCUGGAUUGCUGAAGAAAUGUCUCCUGAUCAAGUCCAUGUUUCACAACAUUUAUUCAAAUCGGAGUAACCUUGUAUACUUAACCGAUAAACUUUUUGUUAUCUGCUAUCAAAGGUUUUUGAUUUUGCCGAUAUCAAAUGUAGACUAUUUGACUCUUUAAUGUGUGGUCCUGGGAGAAAGAAAUAUAUUUCUGUAUGGUAGUAUGAAAGGGGAUGAUUUAGUUCAUAAAAAACAUUAAAAAUCGAUUAUAACAGUUAACAUCAACUGAUUGUAUCGUUAAAGGCUAGAUUUUAAAAGAUAUUCCAAAAAUAAGGAUAAAAAAGGAAAUUGCAAUUAUGCAAACAUACAAUUGUUCUCUAAGUUCAAAUAAGGAAUAGGUUUAUUUUCAAGUUCCACCAAUUUAUAAUAAAUGGUUUGUAUGGUAUGAGAGAGGCGGGUUUGAGAAAGAUAAAAAAAAUAUUCUAUUUGUCCGCAGAGUCAAAAGAAAGACCAAAAAUCAAAAUCAAAUGACGAGCAAUUAAACCUCAAACCGGACCCAAAUCUCUGAAAUGGAAUUUGAGAAAUUCAUUGAAAAGAGCAAAAGUAGUUUUUAGUACGCUGAGAGGAAGUGGGUCUAGUACGAUUAGGGGUCUGGUCAAUGUUUGUAUAUGCGUCAUUAUCUAUUGCAAAUAAACAAGGUACCGUAAUAACACUGAUAUUAUAAUCAAAGGGAUAGGAAAAGUACGCAGCUACUAACACCACCAUUGUCAAGACAGAACAAAUUAUUAUUGGAUGUUCCACAUACACACAAGAUUCUUUAAUGUGGAUAAGUUUGAGCGUCUUUAAUAUAGUCUACGUGAACGGGAACUCUUUUGUCGUGGUCGUGCUUAAAAAUAUCGGCACCUGACGGGGUCCUUAAUUUCACCGUGGACAGUGAAAUCUAAUUAAGCAUACUUAUGUAGGGGUAGAUUUCUAAUUAGUGGUAGAUUUUCACCACGGGUAGCAAGGCAAAUCCUCUAAGUGUACCAAAGACACUUGUUUAUGAACAAAUCGGAUUGAAAACUUAAGUACUUAUCAUAUGUAAAAAAUAAUAACACACAAGUGAGGACAUGUAUAUUUAGUACACCGUAUAUAAGGAUUGUGCUAUUACAACAUGUCUCUCCCCCGAAAACAACAACCCCAGUAUCUGGUAUCAAGAUAACGAUGAAAAUGAUAGGAAGUUUUGAAAUUAUGCAGAUAAGCAUUAGGCGUUACGCGUGGUUACAAGUCAAUCAUCAUUUUAAUACCUCGUAAAAGGAAGACACAUACAGUGUUGAAUCCAGCACUGGCUGACAAGCGAAAUGAUUUCAGCUUCUCCAUCGUCAACAUCCAUUAUUUAUGUAGCAAUAUUCCAUUAUCACUUGGUGUUUAUGUUUCUCAACUGAUUCGAUACACAAGAGCUUGUCCUGCGUAUGGUCAGCUUUUACGGUCUCGAUUAAAGUCAGCAUUUCGCAAAUUUUAUGGUCAUUAUAACGAUCUAAUCUACUAAUACAACCUGCCAGUGGGUAAAAUGCUGUUUGACGUGUUAUAACAAUUUAAGCCUUUCUUUGCUCUCUGAUUUUGACUACGGAUUACUCCGUUUACGUAAUCAAGAUAUGGGGCUCACGGUGGGUGUGACCGGUCAACAGGAAAUGCUUACUCCUCCUUGGCAUCUGUUCCCACCCUUGGUAUUUCCAGGGGUCCGUGUUUGCCCUACUCUUUACAGGAUAUAUGAGAUUGAUCACUGUUCGUUAUUUUCACUUUUUCAUGGACCAAAACAUGUCCAACCGUAAUAAAUUAUCCAUGUUACCUAUGUCUCUGUCUCAGUAGCAAUGAUAAGAAUCAAUAAAUGCCUUCUUUCUGUAAAUGUCAUGCGCUAUAUUUAGACAUAUUGAAAUCAUGCCUGCCCCCCUCGGAAGUGUGGCCGAAUGACACAUUGUUGACAAGCAGAGUAGUUAUUUAUGUUGCCCGUGUCUGGUCGUAAUAUUCUAUGUAGUGUCCUCAGAUGUAUCUGCUAGUCAUAAAUGGAAAGCUGUAAGAGAGACAAAAGACUUCAUGAGAUAGAGAGGGAGAGAACAAAUACAUCACGGACAAUCUGUUCACCUUAGCGAUUAAAUCGUAGAUGGAAAUUUUCAUUGUCAAGGUACGGUCAGCUCAGAUAAUUUAUGGCAUAGUGAAUUAGGCGAGUGUGCUUCAUAUCUUGCAUGUUAAUGAAAAAUUAAUUGAUAUUUCGAUUUGAUAAAGCGUUAGAGAGCUCCCUUCCUGUGAGAAGGUAAUAAAAGGGUCAGGUGGUAUUGACAACGAUAAUUCUCAUGUGUUGUUUGGAACAUCGUAAAUAUCAGGUAUUAAUCUUACCGCUUGUACACUAUUCAUUUCCUCCCUGGUCUUUGAUGAAUGGUAUUUGCUAAUUCAUUAGUGAUCAGAUACAAAUGUAUGGAUCUAUGGCAGGGAUUAAUGCACCUGCCGACCCAUUGUGAGACAAAUUCGAUAAGGUACCGCGCCGCACGACCAUCACGCGAGAUGCCGCCAAAACGAAAUUGAAAACAGCGCCAUCUGCAGGAAGUAUAGAUGAUACUAAGACAUUUUAUUAAGCUAUUUAUGUAUGGCAUUACAUACAGAUACUUUGAUUGUUUCAAAGAUUUUCACAAAGUGAUGUGAUGACGUAUGUUUUGAUAUUUUCUUUCAAUGACUUUUGAUAGUAUUAAUGCUUUUCGAGUGCUCUUGUCCGCUACAGUAUAAAAAACAUUAUAAAAGAAAUGUGUUAUCAAAUAGUAACGAUUCUUUUAACGAUUUCGUAUAGAAAACAAUGGUGUCAUAGAAUGUCACUCUAGAUAUUUGAUGAAGGCGUCAACUCCACAUCUUUCAAUAACGCUGCCAGGAUUUCCUCGUUCGCAAUUGUAAACACAAAAUGUUCUGUAUAAUUGUCUCAAAACUAAUACCAAAGAGCGAACCGGAGAGACUGCACCAUUGAACGUUCUUGAGAGAGUUUUUCCCCCAAUAAAUGGAUCUUCACGUGCCCUGAGAGUACUUCAUUUUCAAUCAAAAACAUGCAUACUUUGACGUAAAUUUUGAAACGGGUUUCUCGAUUGCUUUCCUUUGUAAUCAUAAGUGUUCUUGAAAAUGUUGAAUAAGAAGCCAUGACUAUUAAUAUAUUGUAUGAUCUCGGCUUAUUUUUCUCACAUGGUAUGAAGUAUUUAUCAGCCGUUCUGAGACAUGUGAAUGUUUUACGGAAAUUUCAGCAACACCUCAUAAGUAGGUAUACACUAUAGUCGAACUUUCUCCUAUUUUUUCUCUCCUUUUUUUUUUUUUUUUUUCAAAUGUUGAUUUCAAUUUUACACGCCCAAAGAUUAAUAAAGAAGAGUGUUACAAAUUGACUUUAUUUCAUUACAAGUAAUGUGACUUGCCUAUUGUUCUCGACAGUCUUUAUGCUUUCAAAAGUUCUGUCAAAUAUUAACACAAAAUGUACACACUACAAGUUCUGUAAAUCGUUACCUAUGAGCAAGUUUACUUUGUGCCAAGAUUUUCCCAAUACGUUUUUGUUGUGAAAGUACAAUGCAUUGACUUUUAAGUUUGAAUUCAAAUUUAAACCAAGUUUGAAUACAAACCCUUGUAAUAAUAAUGACCGUACAAAGAGGCAUCUAAUUUGUUUUUAGGAAUAACAUUUUCUUUUAGAAUUUUAUGAUUUAUUCAAAUGCAGGUGUCCAACUUUCAAAAGGGAGUUGAAUUCUUUUCCCCCCCUGAAUUACCCAGCAUAGCAUUGUUACAAUUGCGAAAACCUGGUAGCGGUCGUUACUGAAACGGCAAUAUCAACAAAUAUUUUUUAUCGACUUCAUUUGAUUUUUUUUUUUUUAUAAACAUUAUAUUUAAAGCGUUCCUUACUAGCCUUUGGAAUCUUGAGUUCAAAAAAAUACCAUAGAGUAGGGAUUCGAUCUGCGUUAGAAAUAUUUCUUGGAACAGGUGAAUUAAAAGUUUGCAAAGCUCUUAGUAAAUCGAAUGUAUCAUUAGCAUUAACUACAGCUCGUAAAUGCUCCAUUCAGGAAAUUAUCAUACUAGUAAACAGUUCUGUAGCUGGUUAUGCAGGUUCUGUAUUUUUUCAAUUUUAUGUAAAUUUUGCUAACGAGAGCAUGUUUUCAGCAUUUCACCUAUAAUUUAGUAUAGAAAAAAUAUACUUGUGGUCAACUAUGUCUCAGAACUGCAAUGUAUUGAGUAAACUAUAAUGAGACUCCGCAGGGGAAACCGUCAAAAUAAUGUAAAACAUAUGCACUGGCCACUAGAAUGUGUAGAUAUUGAAAAUCUUCAGUGUCUAUUAUGUUAAUUAGUGAAACUAAAACCCACUGACGCUUCCUUGUCUGAAUAGGGAAAAGGUGAAUUAUUCGUUAACGUUUGUCAUAACUCAAAUACACCUGGAGAUGGCUGAUCGGUGAGAGAGAGAGAGAGAGAGAGAGAGAGAGAGAGAGAGAGAAAUGAAUAUUAUGCAAUGUAUAUAUAUAUAAAAGAGCAUACUCUCUAGCAUUGACCAGUAUAAUCCAUCGUGAAAACACUUAGGCCUUAAAUAUAACGAAUUUUAAACAUUGCCGUCAUAUCUAAUCUUGAGGUGGAGCCAAUAAAUUCUAAUAAGAGGAUCUUGCCUUCCCAAUAAGUGAGUUACUAUGAUGACAUUGCAGACAUUUUAAAUUUAAAAAAUAUAGUCAUUGGAGGUUUUUUGUUUUUUUUUUACCAUUAAUUUCAUUUACAGAAAACCCUUUCUAUGCAUAGCAGCUUUCUUUUUAAAGUGAAAAUGUUAUGAUAAAGACAUACAAUGUGACAUUACUGCAGCUAAUAUAGCGCGUGUGUCCAGCGAACAUUUCUGUGUAAUCUGUCAAAUACUUUGUUUGAGAUGUCUAUAGAUAAUUUGUAAUAAAUGUUUAAAGAUGCGCGAAAGCAAAAACACUGCAUACGUAAAAUGCUAAGCAUAACAAAGAACACGCUCGCUGGUCUCUUGACCUGCAAAAAAUGUUCACAUAUGGGGUUAGAAAAUAGUGACCUUCAUUUCUGACGGGCUGAAACAUGACGGAAUAGGUGUUUAACGUCAUCGUCAUCUAUUAAUAUACAAUCAACAAGCGUGUCAUGUAGAAAUAUGUGGUCUUCAGCAAAAAUUACAUGAUUAAGAAUCGCUGCUCCAUAGAAGAUGUGUAUCAACUAUACCCAGGGAUUAAAAUCUGAAGGGAAAAUGAUGCGCAUCUUGUUAAGCUCCAUUUGUGUCUUGACCGCGCCAAACUGCUCCUUCACUAAACGCUCGGCAUUUAGAAGUGUGAGUCACGGGUCUUUGGGAUGAGACCUUCAAAUCCGAGGUCCCAUGUCGCGACAGGUGUUAGCACGAUAAAGAACCCUCACUGCUACGGCUGUAAGUGCUAAGCAUGGGUCUAAAUUUGUGGCACUUCACCUACAGCUGGUGACCUUUCAAUAUGAGCCACAAAUUCUCCAUUGGGACGGAAAAUUACAAACAAAAGCAGCUUCUUGCUUUCUAUGUAUCAAUGAUGUGUCGACUAUUGGAUUAAAGUGCCACCAGUUCUUCAGAUUACGAAAAAUAGAUGGAACAUUGUACUUUAUGUAGAAAUCGUCAAAAUGCAGUUGGUCGGGCUAAAAAAAUUGUAAAGAAAAUGUCAAAAUAGGUGUGUAGGCUGGGUCAUAUAUUAUACUUCUAACAGAAGCGCAUUUAUCGUGUUUCGGUUUUAUUAAUGUGUCUUGUGAAGUCCGCUUUUGUUCAUGAGGAACCAUCUGUGGUUUGUUUUUAAUCCGAUUGACGCUGCUUGCAGGAAGCUUGAAGAACGGAUGCACACAUUCGGUGCAUGUCAAUGAUUUUCUUAAUCCUUUAUCGUAGUAUACGACAUACUAUUUAUAAUAUUUCAUUCUGCUUCAUCUGACUGUUGAAUCUUCUGAUAUUGUAUAUGCAUGAAUGAUUGUGUAUUUAUUUAUCAUGCUUAUCCUGUAGGGAUCGUUGCGGAUUUCUAGAGCGGAUGUUCGACGUCUGCCGUAAAACACGGAUUGCUGUCUGUUUACGGGGACACAGCGUCUCGUUUGUUCAGAAAUACGAUAUUCCGAUAAAUCUUCGUAUCAUUUUUUAAUGAAUUUAAACGAAACAUUACAUCCAUUGAGAAUGGUUUGUGUAUAUUUAACUGAUAGGAAAUAAAAUUGUGAAGGGUUUUUUUUUUUAAAUCACAAACAGCGCAGCUUUAAUUGAUAAGCAGUCAAUAAGUCUGAUUGUGCAGUUAAUGUGAUAAGAUUACGCGCAAUGGGACAAUCCAGUUUUGUCAUUUUCAAAGUGCAUUCGUUUGUCCCCGUGAGGCCGUUUGGGCCUGGUUUACGUAUGAUAGUAGCACGAGUCUAGACCAUGUUAUAAUCGAUGGCAUCAACUCGUACCGACUCGCACAAAAAAAAACAACCCUAUGUUUAUUUGUAAACAAUCAUUGAACUAAUCAAAGCCCAUUGUCUUCAUUUUAAACGCUUAAGCAGCUUUUGUGAAAACCCAUAACAAUGAUCUAUUUUCUCAUCCCUACACCAAUACUUUUUAAAAUAGAUCAACGCAUUGAUUGCUAACAAAUUCAACUCGAAGUGAAGUCAAAAUGGGGAGAAAAGUGUGGAUUUAUGUUCUGUUUUGUGAGAGUGUCGUUUGAAGCUUUCUGUAUAAUUUAGAAUGUUGAUGAAUUGUAAAUUGUGCAGAUUUUACUUCAUUGAAAUCUAAACAGUGUACAUAUGAUUAGAGUAAUUGAUUGCACCCCCAAUGGUCGUAGUCAUAGUAAUCCAAGUCUAAAUUGUAUACGAUAUAUAUAUAUAUAUAUAUAUAUAUAUAUAUAUAUAUAUAUAUAUAUAUAUAUAUCGACUUUAACAUUAAGCAGGUUAGAUUUGGUUAUUAAUCUAAUCGCAAUAAUUCAGACCUUUCCUAAUCCUCUCACAAAUCGCCAAGAGCGUCGAUCUUGACUGGAGAUCGGCGCAAAUAUCGCGCGAAAACGCUCUUAUCGAAGACCAAUUUGAUAUAUGUCGAACAAUUAACACAUUCAUGUAAGCAGAAGAAACACUCUAGAGAUACCACAGUCCUGUACUUUGUAUCUAAGAUACGUGAAACAUCACUGAGAAGUAUUACGUCAGCUGAAUGGAACUCGAAAUGAGAAAAAAAUAUUGAAAUAUAAACAGGAAUUCAAUAGGAUUCAAUGUCUUCGUUUUCAAGUAUGAUUGACCGACAUUAGAAUAUGUAAUUGUGAUGACAUGUGUGAAAUCUACUAUCUAAUUAUACUGGAUCAUCCUUAGAAAAAUGUGUAUUUAGUUUAUUUACCAAACAUGUACAAAGAAAACAUUCAGCAUAUUACCACAAUACAAAAUGAUCCCUUUUUCAAGCAGCUUAUAAACUGAGAUUUUAUAAUCGUCUUUCCCUUUUGUGUUAAGGAGUUUUUAUGUAUAACUUUCAAUACAUGUCUGCAUUAAGAAUAUCUACUACUUCAACUGUGGAUUAAUACCCCUCGAAGAUUUUCAUUUUAUUUUCAUUGAAUUUUCUUGCCCACUCGAAGUUUUCAGAAUUAUUCAGUAACACUUCAUUUACGACAAACGCGCGCCAAACCAAUUAUGACGUUCUCUUCAAUAACGAAAUUUUAUUCAGGUUUUAAAAAAAAUGCAUCUUUUUAUCUAAUGUUUUGAUCAUUAAAAGUUAUGCUGUCAAUAGGAAAAAAUGUCGAAUGUCAAUGAAGCAAUAGCCCUACACAUAAAGAUGGUCGCGUUUCUGGCAGCAAUAAAUUUCCAGAACGGCUUUCCGAGACUAAAUAAGAUAAAACAACACGGUGAGGCAAAAUUUGAACAGUGGCACAAUAACGAAGUUAAAUCGUUCUGCACUGAAUCUUCCCCUCAAGACUGUUUAUAUUUGAUUACGAUAUUGUAUUGAAAGAACAAAGUUUAUCGUGUUCUACGCAGGCAAAGAGGACAUAUCGUGUUUACACAGCUCAACACAUUUCAUCAAGAAGAGGAAGCCUCUCAACAUCCGCUUCCAAUUCUUCCAACGAUGGAAGUAGCAUAUCCUCUAUUGGAUCAAUGAGAUCGGAAGGGGAAAACAUCAGUUUAUCAGGGAAUUCCGACAUCGAUUCCAUCAUGCUUAGCGACCCCUACCGGCUAACAGUGCAUUUUUUCGCGGAUUCGCACGAGGUGUAUCCCAUGAUGGAUAUGUAUCAACCUAUUAUUGACUGGGUGGACCCUGAUCUGCACAUUUUCAAGGUCUCGGAGAGGAUCAACGUUUGUGAGCAAAGACCACAUGAUUUGUCUUACUCGAAUUCUAGUCUCCCCAGUACAGCCGUCAUGAUAUUCCUACACGAAGAGGGAAUGGUGGGGUGUGAAAGAAUUCAAACAGCCAAAAUUCAUUUUGAAAAGUCUCCGUGGAAAUUUCAUCACUCGGAACAAGUGUCCAGGGGACGUGUCAAUCCAUAUCCCUACAACAGCCAGGACUUCUUUUAUACCUCAGAAGACCUUCCGUUGUGGGCUGUUCGACAGGUGCAUUAUGGGAAAGAGCACAUUCGAAUAGUGAUAUUUGCUAGUGAGGAAAACUGGGACGACAUGGUCCAUUUCUACAAACUCAUUAUAGGAACGGAUCCAGAUUUAUUACGAGGCGAUUUCUGCUUAUUUACGGUGCAUACUCAUACACAUUACGACAUUCAGUUUGCCUUGAAACGACUCCAAAGCGAGAUGAAACCUCGACCUCUGGAGUGCGUUAAGGUACAAUUUCGUGUGACGGACGUCGGUCAUAUUGUGCCCCUCUUUCCAAAUGUAUGUAAACCCCUUUCAGACACUCGCUGGGAAACUAGAGACCAUGACGGAAACACGAUUGUUUUAGAAGUCACGGGCUGCGUCUUGCCAUCAUCUAACAAAUCAGUGGAAAACAAUGUCACUCGUAAAAGAUCGGACAGAUCAGACACUUCCGACAGGUCUCGUGGUUCCAGUCGGUCGUCGGAAACUACAUCGAGUCAUUCCGGAAAAACGAUUGAGAUGUCUGGAUUUUAUGUAUGAAAGUUGAUUUGUUUAGUUGUGUACCUCAUUCAAUGUCUGUGAUAAUAUGUAUAUGGUAUAAUUAUGAAUGGUAUUUCCGGUCAGGUGACUAAUAGGUGUAUUGAUAGCGUGUUCGAAGAGAAAUUAUGCUUUCCUUUUUUUAAAGUAGUGUGUGUAUCUUAAUGAGGACCCACAAGACAGAAGUGCAAUACAAAUCAUUAUCUGCCAAUUAAACUGAUUUUGGACAAUAAGGAGGAAAUACUUAUUCCUUUUCUUUUGAAUUCCUCGUAUUGAUCACACAUUUUUUAUGGUAAAACGAGAGCUUCGCCAUCGAAAGACUUUUAAAUAUUUUUGAGCAUACGUUUCAAGUAUGUUUGAAAGAAUGAAUUAUCCAUUAAUUCAAAUCGUCAAAAAUAGAAAUGCCAUUCUCAAUUUACUUUAAACUGCCAAAAUUAAAUGUUAUUCAAUAUACCAGUAAUACAUUGUCAACAGAUUACAAGUAAAUGUUAAUUGUGUGUCCAAAUUUCCUCAAUUUAAGUGACUAGGGAUGAUUCAUGGCUGUAUAUUAUUUAUUACUGUAUGAUGAUCGUAACACGGUCAUGUACUCCCUAGAAAGGCCUUUAUAGCACGAUCCUCUUUGUAUGCAAAAUUACUCUUAAUUCACACAUGGAAAUAAUUAGUUCAUUUAAUCUUCCUUUACUACUCAUGAUAAAAUCACACAAUUCACAAUAAUUAUAUUAUCCGACACAAAAUUAUAUUGUUACUCCAGUUCGUAAAAUGUGUAUUAUUUUCCUAAUGAGGACCUGAAUAUAAUGGUGCAUUUUUUGUUCGUAUGAUCGCAAGAGGCGUAUAAAUUUUUUUUCGACUUGCAGUAACAUGUGGCGGUUCUGGUAUGUAUUGAUUUAUGUAACAAUGUUAUAUUUACCAGUGUUUUGGUAAUAAAUUUAAUUCCAGAUA